CACAAUUAAGUGGUCCAUUGGUUUUUAUGAGUCAUGAUAAGGAGAGUCUCAAUUUUUAAUGGUCAUUACAAUUUUUAAUGGUCAUUAUUUGGGUGGUAAUGGCUCAUGAUUUCUUGAUGGUAGAAUCAAAUAUAUAAAUUAGCCUUUGGUCCCUAAGCUCAAUCUUAAUUCACUAUUCAGAAAAUAUACACCAUCUAUAUUGUUGAGAGUAAGAGCUUGGAAGACUAAAAGAGCAAUUCACUCAUAACUCUACUGUAACAAUGGCUGGAGCUUCUCAACCUGCUAAUUUUUCUGAUAUUCGAUGUGACAUUCCCGAGCUCAAAGGAGAUAACUAUAAGGUGUGGAAGGAAAGGAUCCUUCUCCAUUUAGGGUGGAUGGACAUAGACUAUGCUAUUAGGAAAGACGAACCACCUGCAGUUACUGAAGAGAGUACUCCAGCUGCAGUUGCACUAUAUGAGCGGUGGGAGAGAUCCAACCGGCUCAGUGUGAUGUUCAUUAAGACUAAGGUUACAGCUGGUAUUCGUGGUUCUGUCGAUCAGCAUGAGAAUGUCCGUGAUUUGUUGAAAGCCAUUGACGAUCAGUUCGUCACUUCAGAAAAGGCUUUGGCAAGCACAUUGAUUAUGAAAUUUUCUUCCUACCGACUCACCAGUGUGAAAGGUGUGCGCGAACAUAUAAUGAAAAUGCGCGACAUUUCAGCUCAACUUAAGAAACUUGAGGUUGAUAUGUCUGAGUCCUUCCUGGUGCACUACAUUCUGAACUCUCUUCCAGCUGAGUAUGGGCCUUUUAAAAUUUCAUAUAAUACACAUAAAGACAAAUGGUCAAUCAAUGAAUUGAUGACCAUGUGUGUUCAAGAAGAAGAAAGGCUUGUGAUGGAACAGGGUGAGAGUGCAUUGCUGACAACCACUCGCGGGAAGAACAAAGCUAUCAAAACUGACAAGGCUCAAGCAAAUCAAAAGGGUAAAUUCAAAAUACCACCUCAAGGUGAUAUUAAGAAGGAGGACAAGUGUUUUUUCUGUAAAAAGGGAGGACACAUGAAGAAGCAAUGCCCUAGAUUUAAGGAAUGGCUUGAGAAGAAAGGGUAUGCAAAGCCUAAGGAAGCCAGUGGGAAGUGAGCAAACUGUCCUAUCAGGAAGCAGGAUGGGCUCACAUGUGGAAGCUAUUGGAACUUGCAUUUUAAUUUUGAAUAAUGGUUUUAUUUUGAAAUUAGAAAGGACCUUUUAUGUACCAAGUUUCUCACGAAACUUGAUUUCAGUUUCAAGACUUGUACCUUUUGGAUAUUCCUUUAAUUUUAAAGACACGUCAUUUGAAUUAUUUUAUAAUUCGGAAUGUG
This is a messenger RNA of Trifolium pratense (red clover), 1330 nucleotides long. RefSeq lists its product as uncharacterized. Gene Ontology annotation, molecular function: nucleic acid binding; zinc ion binding. NCBI's taxonomy places the organism in Eukaryota, Viridiplantae, Streptophyta, Magnoliopsida, Fabales, Fabaceae. Bases 261 to 1112 code for a protein of 283 amino acids. The record is from RefSeq and is a predicted model, not a curated record. The transcript is spliced from 3 exons.